Molecule: messenger RNA, 1522 nt
Organism: Musa acuminata subsp. malaccensis (wild Malaysian banana)
Lineage: Eukaryota; Viridiplantae; Streptophyta; Magnoliopsida; Zingiberales; Musaceae
Source: RefSeq, a predicted model, not a curated record
ACGGAAAGGGAGCGCCUCGUGGAGUGCUGUAAGGGAGGUGACGCGAAUCACGAGGUUGCCGGUGGAUGGCGGAGAUGCUGCGAUUCUGCGCGGCGGCGGGCCUUAUCAGGUACAGCGACGCGGCGGUGGCGGCGGCCGAAUGCCGCGGCCGGAGGAGGUGGGCGGCGGUUCGGUGCUCCUCCAGAGCGAUCCCCGGGCAGGAGGCGGCGGACGUGGCAGCGGCGUCGAGGCUAGUCGCCGGGGUGGGGGCGGCGGGCGGGGCAGAAGGCAAGGGGCUGGCGGAGCGGUUGCGCCUGGGGAGUCUGGUGCCGGAUGGGCUGUCGUAUAAGGAGAGCUUCGUAGUGCGGUGCUACGAGGUGGGGAUCAACAAGACGGCUACCGUGGAGACGAUCGCCAAUCUACUCCAGGAAGUAGGAUGCAACCAUGCACAGAGUGUGGGGUUCUCCACUGAUGGAUUUGCUACGACGCCUACCAUGAGGAAGCUCCGCCUAAUAUGGGUGACUUCUCGCAUGCACAUUGAGAUAUACAAGUAUCCUGCUUGGUGGGUUAUUAGGAAUGUGCAUUUCAUCUCCUUGAAUUCUGAGUCGGAGGUUGGGGCUUACGUCAUAGUUCUUGCCAGGGGUGACGUGGUUGAGAUAGAGACAUGGUGCCAAGGGGAGGGAAGAAUUGGAACCAGGCGUGAUUGGAUUCUCAAGGAUUUGGCCACUGGUGAAGUAAUUGGAAGAGCUACAAGCAAGUGGGUAAUGAUGAACCAAGACACACGGAAGCUUCAACGAGUAAGUGAUGAAGUCAGGGAAGAAUAUCUUGUGUUUUGUCCAAGAACUCCUAGAUUAUCAUUUCCAGAAGAAAACAAUGGCAGCCUGAAGAAAAUUCCCAAGCUUGCAGAUCCUGCUCAAUAUUCAAGAUUAGGACUUGUGCCAAGAAGAGCUGAUUUGGACAUGAACCAACAUGUAAACAAUGUGACUUACAUUGGAUGGGUCCUUGAAAGCAUGCCUCAAGAAAUUAUUGACACCCAUGAGCUGCAGACAAUCACUCUAGAUUAUAGGCGAGAAUGCCAACAUGACGAUGCAGUGGAUUCACUUACCAGUUCAGAAUUUGCGGAAAAUGGUAGCACAAAUGGGAUUGCCACCACAAAGCCACAUGAUCAGGAGCUCCAGCAGUUCUUGCAUUUCUUGAAAUCGUCUGGCACCGGUCUUGAAAUAAAUCGAGGCCGGACAGAGUGGAGGAAACUGAUUCGUUAAGGUUUUGGUUCAUGUACACCAGUUUUUGCUAGCAGAUAAGAGAACUGGUUGGUUAAGUUAUUUUAAUUAUGUUGCAUGUUUACCUGGUAAAUUUCAUCAUUGAUAUUGCGUUAGCUUUGGACAUACUUAUUAUUGCUCUACCGAGAGGACAUUGGACUGUCAAGCAAGCGAUCUUGAUUCCUUUUCUUAAUGAGCCAUGUAAGAUUUGGGUGUAGCAACCAAUGUAUGCUUGGAGACCAAUAAAUUAUUCAGUUUGUUAAGACUGAGGGAAUUUGUAUCCA